CGGAUGUAAAAACUAUCCAAUCCAUGAUGUUGACCAAAGAAAUCAUCUCCAUGGUAGAGAACGUGAGGAGAUCUUUUAAUUGUCAUGAAAGAAUCCUUAAGUUCUCAGACGUCAAGGUGCUGCUCUGCGGUGAUUUCAAUUCACUGAUGGAUUCUGGGGUAUUCCAAUUCCUGUCAACGGGUCAACUGCCGCUGAGUCACCCUGAGUUCCAGGGUUUUAAUUAUAUCAACGCGAUCGUGAACAUGAUGGGUGGAGAAUGUUGUGGCAAAAUUACCCACCCGCUAAAUCUGUCAUCAGCCUGCAGUCUGCAGAUUAUGCCGUAUACUAAUUACACAUACGGAUUCAAGGCGAUGAUCGAUUAUAUAUUUUAUUCGUCCUCCAACAUGGUGUGUCUCGGAGUCUACGGCCCCAUUCCGCAAGAAUGGUUCGAUAUGUUUAGUGUAGUGGGCUGUCCGCACCCUUUUGUUCCAUCUGGUAUGUAUAAUUCUGUUUCUUGAUUUUUUAAUUAAAAUUUUGAAAGCCUAGAAAUUUUUUGCUUAUGAUUUCCAUUUUUUUUUUAGAU
Cotesia glomerata is the source of this 562-nucleotide messenger RNA. RefSeq names its product CCR4-NOT transcription complex subunit 6-like. Gene Ontology annotation, biological process: nuclear-transcribed mRNA poly(A) tail shortening. Gene Ontology annotation, molecular function: poly(A)-specific ribonuclease activity. The transcript has 2 exons. NCBI's taxonomy places the organism in Eukaryota, Metazoa, Arthropoda, Insecta, Hymenoptera, Braconidae. Bases 24 to 497 code for a protein of 157 amino acids. The record is from RefSeq and is a predicted model, not a curated record. Gene Ontology annotation, cellular component: CCR4-NOT complex; cytoplasm; nucleus.